Clunio marinus is the source of this 269-nucleotide messenger RNA. NCBI's taxonomy places the organism in Eukaryota, Metazoa, Arthropoda, Insecta, Diptera, Chironomidae. The record is from the annotation of a GenBank genome assembly.
AUGUACUCUCCUGCAAUGCCGCUGGACUCCAAUUACAUUCUUAAAUUGCUUUCCACAAACAUCGCAAGGAAAAAGCUGUUGAUCUUUCUGAUUAAUAUCUCGGGACUUAAGAAUUUGAUUUUCAUCUUCACAAGUUGCUUCUUCAACUUCAACUUUGAUCGAAUUUUCGUGAAUGCUCGCAAGUCUCUCAUCAGUGUUGUCAAUUUUCAAAUUUCUAAACUUUUCAAAACACUUUUGUUUUCCCUUUAUUUGUACCCUAAACUGAUAAA